CGCGGCUGCCGCUGCUGACAACAAGAUGGCGGCGGCGGGGCCGGCGGGCCCCGAGAGCCGGGUGCUGGGCUACACCCUGCACCGCUGGAGCAGCUUCUCCUCCACCUACCUGCCUGAGAAUAUCUUGGUGGACAAGCCUAAUGAUCAGUCCUCAAGAUGGUCUUCAGAAAGCAAUUAUCCUCCCCAGUAUUUGAUUCUGAAACUUGAGAGACCUGCCAUAGUCCAGAGUAUCACAUUUGGCAAAUACGAGAAAACGCAUGUCUGCAAUUUAAAGAAGUUUAAAGUCUUUGGUGGGAUGAAUGAGGAAAACAUGACAGAUCUGUUAUCCAGUGGCUUAAAGAAUGAUUAUAACAAAGAAACAUUCACCUUGAAGCAUAAAAUUGAUGAACAGAUGUUCCCCUGUCGAUUCAUUAAGAUAGUUCCACUCUUAUCCUGGGGACCUAGCUUCAAUUUUAGUAUCUGGUAUGUUGAACUUAAUGGCAUUGAUGAUCCAGAUGUGGUUCAACCGUGCCUCAACUGGUACAGCAAGUACCGUGAACAGGAAGCCAUUCGCCUUUGCCUAAAGCAUUUUCGUCAGCACAACUACACUGAAGCUUUUGAGUCGCUGCAGAAGAAAACCAAGAUUGCUCUGGAGCAUCCUAUGUUGACAGACCUGCAUGACAAACUGGUAUUGAAGGGAGACUUUGAUGCUUGUGAAGAACUGAUAGAAAAAGCUGUGAAUGAUGGCUUAUUCAAUCAGUAUAUCAGUCAACAAGAAUACAAACCUCGCUGGGGGCAGAUCAUCCCCAAAAGCACCAAAGGUGAUGGGGAAGAUAGCCGACCAGGGAUGAGAGGUGGCCAUCAGAUGGUUAUAGAUGUUCAGACAGAAACUGUUUAUUUGUUUGGUGGCUGGGAUGGAACUCAGGAUCUGGCUGACUUCUGGGCAUACAGUGUGAAGGAAAACCAGUGGACCUGUAUAUCCAGGGAUACCGAGAAAGAGAGUGGUCCUAGUGCCAGAUCUUGUCACAAGAUGUGCAUUGACAUCCAACGAAGGCAGAUCUACACGCUGGGACGCUAUCUGGAUUCCUCCGUGAGGAACAGCAAAUCUCUGAAAAGUGACUUCUAUCGCUACGACAUUGACACAAACACAUGGAUGUUACUAAGUGAAGACACUGCAGCGGAUGGAGGUCCAAAGCUGGUGUUUGAUCAUCAGAUGUGUAUGGAUUCUGAAAAACACAUGAUAUAUACCUUUGGGGGCAGAAUUCUGACCUGCAACGGCAGUGUUGAUGACAGCAGAGCCAGUGAACCGCAGUUCAGUGGAUUGUUUGCUUUUGACUGCCAGUGUCAGACAUGGAAACUUCUGAGAGAGGAUUCCUGUAAUGCUGGACCUGAGGAUAUCCAAUCCCGAAUAGGACACUGUAUGUUGUUCCAUUCUAAAAAUCGCUGCUUGUAUGUAUUUGGUGGCCAGAGAUCGAAGACUUAUUUGAAUGACUUCUUCAGUUACGAUGUAGACAGCGAUCAUGUGGAUAUCAUAUCAGAUGGCACUAAGAAAGAUUCAGGGAUGGUUCCAAUGACAGGUUUCACUCAAAGGGCUACCAUUGAUCCUGAACUGAAUGAAAUCCAUGUCUUGUCAGGGCUCAGUAAAGACAAGGAGAAGAGGGAAGAGAAUGUAAGGAAUUCCUUCUGGAUUUAUGACAUUGUGAGGAACAGCUGGUCUUGUGUCUAUAAGAAUGACCAAGCAGCAAAAGAGAAUCCAGGUAAAAGCCUUCAGGAAGAGGAGCCCUGCCCAAGGUUUGCUCAUCAGCUGGUGUACGAUGAGUUGCACAAGGUUCAUUACUUGUUCGGAGGGAAUCCUGGUAAGUCCUGCUCUCCAAAGAUGAGAUUAGAUGAUUUCUGGUCUCUGAAGCUCUGUCGACCUUCAAAGGAAUACCUACUAAGACACUGCAAAUACCUCAUAAGAAAACACAGAUUUGAAGAAAAAGCUCAGACUGACCCUCUUAGUGCACUGAAGUACCUGCAGAAUGAUUUGUAUGUAACUGUGGAUCACUCGGACCCCGAGGAGACAAAAGAGUUUCAACUUCUUGCCUCAGCAUUAUUUAAGUCUGGCUCAGAUUUCACCACUCUUGGGUUUUCAGAUGUUGACCACACGUACGCGCAGAGAACUCAGCUGUUUGAUACGCUAGUCAACUUCUUUCCGGACAACAUGACCCCUCCUAAAGGCAACCUGGUGGACCUCAUCACGCUGUAACGGAGCAAUCACUGGACAUGUGGAAGAGGGGAAAAGCAUCCAUUUUCAGUAUUUUAAUUUUUUUACUGCAUUGAUUGACUGCUGGGAUGAAGUAAUAUAGUAACCCCUAGGUGCUUGAAAGGGGUUUUAUACUUGUAUGGUGAAUCCCUGAAGCUUUUCCCUUGGAGUAGGUUAAUAAAAUGUAACUGACGUACUUCCGACUAAA
Molecule: messenger RNA, 2432 nt
Organism: Grus americana (Whooping crane)
Lineage: Eukaryota; Metazoa; Chordata; Aves; Gruiformes; Gruidae
Gene: MKLN1
Product: muskelin 1
Exons: 18
Coding region: 26-2227 (733 amino acids)
Cellular component (GO): cytoplasm
Molecular function (GO): protein binding
Source: RefSeq, a predicted model, not a curated record